AUGCAUGCCCAUGGCAGACUAGACCAGAAGCCUAUUUGGCCAGCCCAUCCAGUUGACAGCCUUGCAGAUUCACUUAGUCGCAAUCAAGGAAUUUCUGCAAUUUAUCAUCCUUUAAUUAACUGUGUUCGUUUCCAGAAUUAUAUUGGGAAGUUGAAUCACAAGAACACGCCAGAUUUCGUGAUGGAGUUCGAAAAGGAACAUCAAGUGAAAUGGCUGGAUAUUCACCAGCGAGUUAGAAAUAUGAUUCGAGCAGUAUUUGAAUCAGCUGCGAUGGUACACCCAGAAAUGCAUAGUUCAUAUUCGAGGGCAAUGUACGGUGUCGAUGUAAUGCUUGACAGCACCUUUCAGCCUAAGCUAUUGGAGGUUACCUACUGCCCCGACUUUACUAGAGCAUGCAAAUAUGAUACAAGAGCAUUAGGGGGCGGUGAUGCUAUUAGAGGUAAAGAUUUUUUCAAUUUGGUGUUUGGUUGUCUCUUCCUGAAUGAAUCCACUCAUGUUUCGUUACUGUAAUCACAUUAUCAAUAGUCAAAUGUCAGAGUUGUAUUCACAUCAAGGAUUCAGAGUCGGUGUACCUGAUCAUAUAUCCCCAUUUCGGCCAACACCAGUCACCACUGAAACCGGAUCAUAUCACCUGAUUUUGGGCCGAGACAGUUGUGUAUUGCUUCUUCUUCUUCUUCUUCUUUAAUUUUUUUUACACACACCCCCACCCCCACCCCCACACACGCAAACACCAUACGGGCACUCGAUCCCAUGAUCCCAGAUUCCCAGUGUUGAAACAGAGUCUGUCUACCACUGAGUCAUGGAGCCGAAUCUGUUGUGUAUUGCUUGAUAUGUACUGGUUUCAGACCAUAAUUUAAACCUUGAUUCACAUUGAA
This is a messenger RNA of Magnolia sinica, 875 nucleotides long. RefSeq lists its product as uncharacterized. The record is from RefSeq and is a predicted model, not a curated record. Bases 1 to 510 code for a protein of 169 amino acids. Lineage: Eukaryota; Viridiplantae; Streptophyta; Magnoliopsida; Magnoliales; Magnoliaceae. The transcript has 4 exons. Gene Ontology annotation, biological process: protein modification process.